Molecule: messenger RNA, 2998 nt
Organism: Macrobrachium nipponense
Lineage: Eukaryota; Metazoa; Arthropoda; Malacostraca; Decapoda; Palaemonidae
Product: protein O-linked-mannose beta-1,2-N-acetylglucosaminyltransferase 1-like
Exons: 3
Coding region: 822-2822 (666 amino acids)
Biological process (GO): protein O-linked glycosylation via N-acetylgalactosamine
Cellular component (GO): Golgi membrane
Molecular function (GO): beta-1,3-galactosyl-O-glycosyl-glycoprotein beta-1,3-N-acetylglucosaminyltransferase activity
Source: RefSeq, a predicted model, not a curated record
UAUUUUCAGUUCCCUGCAUCGGCUCCCGUCGAUAUGGAAGUAGCCAAAGUUUGCAUUGUUGCAUUUCUUUGUAUUACUCAUGACGCUUUUUCUUAUAUUACCUAGAGUUUGUUUCUUGUGAAAAGAUGGUAUAAAGCAACAGUAAUAUUGUCGAUGACAUAAAGCAACUGUAAUAAUUAUUGUCAACACACAAGAUUGGGGGAAAAAAAUGAUCCAGCAAGUGUCUAACGUGUCUACAGGAAUGACAGAAUAAAAUGAACCAGAGAAAUCCAAAAGAGAGAUUCAACGAAACUGAAGGAAGGCUGGCAGUUGACGACGUUCAUUUUCCAAACCCAAGCAAUCAAAAUGUGCAAAAUAAUACAAUCCUUUUAGUAAGAAAAGAAAUGUCAUGUUUUAGUGAACACAGUCCACAGUGGCUAAAGGAAACAAAACAGUGCACAGGAAGAUCAAACAAACAAACAAAUAAACAAAUGCGAUGCCACAAUUCACCGACGCCGCCACAUCCAUCUGUUCCUAUUGGUCUCCUCCUCCCCCUCACAUUCAGCAAACAGUCAUUGCUAAGACGCUUAUUUUUCUUUUUCUUUUCUUUUCACCCCCGCACAGAGUAGCAUCUCCGGAAGAACUCAUACGAUGACCCACCCAAGUGAGCACUUCCAGUGAUGAAUCAGCGACGGCUACAUCUUCAAUCUGAACCGCACGCACAUUCGCUCGUUCCUACAAGAGAACAAGCGACCUUCCACGGGCAACGGACAAAACAGGCACUUUGAGUAGAGACAGGUAGCUUUCCCUCCCGAAGUCAUUUGCAGUCACCGGAAGGAAACAUGGAAGGAAGCCGCGCUACCCAUCUGAUACAGGUCAUUACCGUUCUGGCCAUCAGAACAACUCAACAAAUGUCGCCGAUUCGACCUGACUUACAGGAAAGAUUAUGGAUACAGUCUCACUCUGGAUUCAAAGAGUGGGCUUUGACUGUUGGACGCUGCCACCAACACCUAAAACCACGACAUGGUCACCAGAAUCGAGAGGCGGAGAAGGAGGAGGAGGAGGAGGAGGUGUUACGACACGAGGGAGACAAAUGCCAAAAUGAACCUCAGCUCAUCCAACGCCAGGGGACACUACCAGAGGGAAAGUCAUCCAGCAGUUGGAGCUACAAUCAUGGAAUCAUAAUGUCUGUAUUCCAUCCCAGAUUAGGAAACCGCAUAUUCAACAAGGUUUUUCCCCUCUGGCUUUACUGGGCACACUGGGCAGAUCUCCAAUGGCACCUUCAAAGGGUCACCCCUGGACACCUAGUCAUACUGAGCCUAGCUAUCACUGGUGCUUCAGGUAUUCGGAAUGCAACCGAGACCCUUCAAGAAAUGGGAUCUUUGUUAGCAGAACACCUCACUCCAGGAGCACACUGGUCUUGGGUGUUCAUCAAAGGAGGGCGUACAAUUUCUGAAGUGGGGGUCCUGCACAGUCAAGGAGAUGCACAUCUCCAUACACAGCUUUCUCUUCAAGAGUCACCAUACCCUACCGCCAGCAACACAUUGGAAAAAUCCCGCUGGUCUUACUGUGAGACAGUAGGAGGAAUGGGGGAAUUAUGCGAUGAAUAUAACCCUUCCUUCUUACCUAUUCCAGAAGCUCCUCACUUGGAUAAAACUGCAAUGGACAUGCUGUCCAAAGUGCCUGUUAUCAUCACAGCGGGAAACAGACAGCAAUAUCUUUAUUAUACAUUAACCAGUUUAUUAGCAGCCCACGGCUCGAAGAAAAGCAACGUCCUCGUAGUGGUGGGCGGCAAACCCCAUUUAACACUAAGACUCUUGGAUUUACUUUCUUUGGAAUACGUUUCUCUUCCUCUAAAAGGCAACAGAAACUUGCAUCUCUUCAACUACUAUCGCCAGGUCUUCCUUCUAGUGAGCCAAAAGUUUGCUCAUGCACCGGCAGCCAUUUUCCUGGAUGAAGAUGUCGAAGUUUCAAAAGACUUCUUUUCCUAUAUGAGUCAAACACUGGCACUACUCUACAAUGACCCAACUUUGUAUUGCUCCAAUGGAUUUUCUGCCUCAAGUGGAACUCGAAAAUUUACAGACGAAACCACGAUACGGCGCGGAUCCGUUCAGGUUGAAUGGGGCUAUGCAGUGACCAUGGAAUUCAUCAAAGAGAUUCUGUCCACGUGGAAAAUGAAAGAAACCAACACUCUUCUAUACGACUACCACAUCUACUUGAACAUUAGAGGGGACAGGGAGUGUCUAUUUCCAGAGCAGAGUCGAACUCGGCACUAUGGAAUGGGUAUUAACACAGCAGCAGAACUGAUGGAACACCACAACUUCGACAGCAACUUGGUGCAAAGGGCACCCAUUCGCCUGCAAAACGUGAAUAAGCUGGAAAUAAACCAGUGGCGUUCCGAUUUAUCGAUGAAAAUCCACCGUGCCACGCCACUCGUCAAAAACCCGUGUGACGGUGACUUUUUGCCCGAGGCACCUCUCAAUUCCAGCUACGUUUUUUAUUACAGACUUGAUCACUCUGCUGUUGAUGGGCAGACUCCAGAUCAAUAUCAGUAUUUCCAUACAAACAACUGCCUGGGUCUUUGGGCGGCGUCAGAACAAGGUCAUCACGAGGGAGUCACCAUCCUCCGCUUCGCCAAAGAAGCCUCUCUGUAUCUGGUGGGUGUCCCUUACUCCAGCUAUUCACAUCUGAAACCUUUUCACAUUCCUCUCUGGGAUGUGGACACCAUUACAGAUACCGAAUUCUUCAAGAUGCAGAAUACUACAAUACACAAAAUGGACAUAAAAAACUCCAACACUACUACAGAAGAUGUUUUACACAAAUUUGUGAUAGUCAAAUGGUAAAGCAAAUUCUGUAUGGCAUCAUUCAUUCCAUGUUUCACUUCAAAAAGCUUGGUAAUCGAAUAUAAUCACAGCUGUGAAUAAAAUUAACAUUGAAGUAUACCAGUGAUUCUUUCUCCAUAACUAUAGGGGAAGACCCUACCAGCCAUGUUUGUGUCAAAACCCUUCUCGGAUAUAUG